Messenger RNA from Carlito syrichta (Philippine tarsier), 1385 nucleotides. Its product is annotated as V(D)J recombination-activating protein 2-like. Gene Ontology annotation, molecular function: sequence-specific DNA binding. Gene Ontology annotation, cellular component: nucleus; DNA recombinase complex. NCBI's taxonomy places the organism in Eukaryota, Metazoa, Chordata, Mammalia, Primates, Tarsiidae. The record is from RefSeq and is a predicted model, not a curated record. Gene Ontology annotation, biological process: V(D)J recombination.
AGAUAUGGUCAUUCCAUUGAUGUGGUGUACAGUCGAGGGAAGAGUAUUGGUGAAGAGUGAGGACGGUCAUACAUGCCUUCUACCCAAAGAAUCACAGAAAGAUGGAAGAGUGUAGCUGACUGCCUACCCCGUGUGUUCCUGGUGAAUUUUGAGUUUGGAUGUGCCUCAUCAUAUAUUUUUCCAGAACUUCAGGAUGGGCUAUCUUUUCAUGUCUCUAUUGCCAGAAAUGACACUGUCUAUAUCUUAGGAGGACAGUCACUUGCCAGUAACAUCCGCCCUGCCAACCUGUACAGAAUAAGGGUCGACCUUCCCCUGGGCAGUCCAACUGUGAAUUGCACUGUCUUGCCGGGAGGAAUCUCUGUCUCCAGUGCAAUCCUCACUCAAACUAACAAUGAUGAAUUUGCUAUUGUUGGUGGGUAUCAGCUUGAAAAUGAAAAAAGAAUGAUCUGCAACAUCAUCUCUUUGGAGGACAACAAGAUAGACAUUCGUGAGAUGGAGACCCCAGAUUGGACCGCAGACAUUAAGCACAGCAAGAUAUGGUUUGGAAGCAACAUGGGAAAUGGAACCGUUUUUCUUGGCAUACCAGGAGACAACAAACAGGCUGUUUCAGAAGCAUACUAUUUCUACAUGUUGAAAUGUGCUGAGGAUGAUGUGAUUGAAGAACAGACAGCAUUCACAAACAGUCAGACAUCAACAGAAGAUCCAGGGGACUCCACUCCCUUCGAAGACUCAGAAGAAUUUUGUUUCAGUGCAGAAGCAAAUAGUUUCGAUGAUGAUGAUGAAUUUGAGACCUAUAAUGAAGAUGAUGAGGAAGAUGAGUCUGAGACCUGCUACUGGAUUACAUGCUGCCCUACUUGUGAUGUGGAUAUCAACACUUGGGUACCAUUCUAUUCAACUGAGCUCAACAAACCUGCCAUGAUCUACUGGUCCCAUGGAGAUGGGUACUGGGUCCAUGCCCAGUGCAUGGAUCUGGCAGAACAUACACUCACCCAUCUAUCAGAAGGAAGCAACAAAUAUUACUGCAAUGAGCAUGUGGAGAUAGCAAGAGCUCUACAAACCCCCCAAAAAGCCCAACCCUUAAAGAAGGCUCUGAUGAAAUCCCUCCAUAAAAAGGGAUCAGGGAAAAUCUUUACUCCUGUCAAAAAGUCCUUUCUUAGAAGGUUGUUGGAUUAGUUUUGCGAAAGUCUAUCAGAUUCAAGUGCGUGGAAUUUUUAAACUUUUUUUUAAAUCAUAAUGAUGAUUUAAAAAAAUGUGUUUCUAUUUUUGUUUAUUGAAAAUACAUGUGUUUUCUUUUAGUUACAUGAACUAAGUGCCAGAAAGAUGUGCUUAUAAUGCAAUGAUAAAUGCUGUCAUUCUAGAACCUAUACAUCUUGAAAAUAUUUUAC